Messenger RNA from Paramecium tetraurelia, 1041 nucleotides. RefSeq lists its product as uncharacterized. The transcript is spliced from 5 exons. NCBI's taxonomy places the organism in Eukaryota, Ciliophora, Oligohymenophorea, Peniculida, Parameciidae. The record is from RefSeq and is a predicted model, not a curated record.
AUGUUAUUAAUUAUACUACUAUCAAUUAAUGCAUUUGCAUAUGUGCAUAAACAGGAGUAGCACUUGAUGGACUUGUAUAACAAGAUGAAUGGGAUAAAGGAAUUCCUAUCCUAAUUGGAAUACUAUACAGCUUUGGAGAAGUUGGAGAUGAUAUAAAAGGGCAAUCUUGAAUUUGAAGCCGAAAGCCUUACAAUUUACAAGGAGCAUUAUCAAGAAUUUAUCAAAUCCUUCAAGUAGCAAUAGACAAGCAGCAAAAAUGAGAAAGAAGAGAUAAAAUAGUUUUUGAGGGAAACAUUUCCGGAAGUCAUAGAAAAGAUAAAACGAAUAAUUGCAGAUAAAGAAAAAUUAAUCGAAGGUGAUAUCAAAGAGCUGGCCAAGCUAAAACACUAAUAGCCAGAAGACAUAAGUAAAAGAUUCGAAGAGUUCAACUAUCUCCAUUAAAAGAUCUAGGAAGUAUUGGAAUCGAAUGACGAGUAAGACAUAUACAAGACAUUGGAGUUAUUGGAGUCAAAGAUUAUGAUAGGCUCUUUCAAAUAGAUGUAAAGUUAAGAGGUGGAUUUCUUUAUGAAGAGUGUUGACAAACUCUUCAGAGAAAAAUAAAAUCCAAAUAAGAAAUAAGAAUCUAUCCAAUUAGUUAGUUUAAUGCGAAGCAUAAUAUCUGAAUAUCUCAUCAAAAUGAUGAAUGAUUAACUUGAAUCUUCUUUUGAUUUAUUGGAUAAGGAACUCUUCUUUACCGAAUCCAAAAAUACUCAUGUCAACGCUAAGGAUUAAUACGUUGCUCUCUUGCGAAGAUUAGAAUAAUUGCACUUCACAGUUUGGAAAGAAGUGAUGGAAUUGCCAUAUGAUAAUUACCUAUUUGAAAUAGGUGAAAAAUAAUAUGAAUAAGCUACUCAAAUAGGCAAUAGAGCCAUAUCAUAUCACACUUAAAUGGAUGAGAUGAUAAAAGCGAUGUUAGAACGGUUUUUGUAAAGAUGAAAUUGGUUUCUAUGAAUAAUUAAAUUUAUGCAAUUAUUGAUUUGCAAUAAUAAAUUGGUUGUAUUA